Molecule: messenger RNA, 2612 nt
Organism: Coffea arabica (coffee)
Lineage: Eukaryota; Viridiplantae; Streptophyta; Magnoliopsida; Gentianales; Rubiaceae
Product: CRM-domain containing factor CFM3, chloroplastic/mitochondrial
Biological process (GO): RNA splicing, via transesterification reactions
Molecular function (GO): mRNA binding
Source: RefSeq, a predicted model, not a curated record
UCUUGAUGAGCAAGGUGGAGAAAAGGGUGUCAAGGAUGAUGAAACCCGAAAUGGCUUUAAUGAGCAUUCUGAAAAUUAUGUUACCAGCUUUAGUGUAUUUCAAGAUGUAAAGAAAAUGGAGGAAAAUCUUAAACUUGAUGAGGAAAUUGGAGAAAAUGGUGCCAAGAAGGAUGAUACUUCGAAUGAGCUGUCACAGACAGGUGAGUUUUUGUUUAAUGAGAUAGACAAGGGUGCUGAACAUAGCAAUAAUGGGUUGGGGGCUUUUCAGAAUUAUGUGAAGGAUUCAGGGGAUACUAGUGAAUCAGUGAGGUUGCCGUGGGAGAGUGAGAGUGAUCAACAAUAUCAUGAAGGGAAAAGAUUAAGAAAAAGUAACACUGAGGUGGCAGAGAAAGUAAUACCCGAGCCUGAAUUGAAGAGGCUUAGGAAUUUGGCUUUGAGGAUGGUAGAGAGAAUAAAGGUUGGGGCAGCCGGUGUAACGCAGGCAUUGGUGGACUCUAUUCAUGAGAAGUGGAAGCUGGAUGAGGUGGUGAAGCUGAAAUUCGAAGGUCCUACUGCCAUGAAUAUGAGGUGGACACACCAGAUUCUAGAGAGUAGAACUGGAGGUUUGGUUAUUUGGAGAUCAGGCAGUACAGUGGUGUUGUACAGAGGAAUGGGAUACAAAUUAGAUUGUGUACAGUCGUAUGCUAGACAAACUCAAGACAAGACAAAGGAAUUUGAAUCUUCAGGAGUUCAGGUGAAUAAUUUUGCUCGAAGCAUCGGUACCUCAUGCUCUGCUGAACCAUCGACUGCUAAAUCUUAUUCGAACAACCUAUCUGUCAAAGAACUCAAGGAUCGAAGUGAGCUCAACCUACUGCUGGAUGAACUUGGUCCACGGUUCAAAGAUUGGUCAGGGCGUGAACCAGUGCCUGUUGAUGCUGACUUGCUUCCUGAUGUUGUUCCUGGAUAUAGACCCCCAUUUAGGCUUCUACCUCAUGGGAUAAGACAUGGUUUACGUGACAAAGAAAUGACAUUUUUCCGUAGGAGUGCCAGAGUAUUGCCUCCACAUUUUGCCCUAGGAAGAAACAGACAACUGCAAGGUCUGGCAUUGGCAAUGGUAAAGUUGUGGGAAAAGUGUGCUAUUGCAAAGAUAGCCAUCAAACGUGGUGUACAGAAUACUUGCAAUGAAAGAAUGGCAGAAGAACUCAAGGUAUUAACUGGAGGUACACUAUUGUCAAGAAACAAGGAAUAUAUCGUAUUUUACAGGGGAAAUGAUUUUUUGCCAUCUGGUGUUACGCAAGCAUUAGUGGAAAAAGAGAGAGAAACUGUUCUCCAACAGGAUGAGGAAGAAAUAGCGCGUCAGAGAGCAUUGGCCCUGAUUGCGUCAAAUGUCAAAGUUGCUGAACGGCCUUUAGUUGCCGGAACCCUUUCUGAGACAAAGGCAGCAACCUUGCGCUGGAACAACCAGGCAACUGGUGAAGAUUUAGAGAAGAUGAUGAGAGAUUCAGCUGUAGCAAAGCAUGCUGCUUUGGUUAAAUCUCUUGAGAACAAGCUAGCUAUUGCAAAAGGGAAGAUAACAAAGGCCGAGAAGGCUGUAUUGAAAGUGCAAGAAAAUUUUGAACCUGCUGAACAACCCACUGACUUGGAAACUAUAAAUGAUGAGGAAAGGUUUUUAUUUCGGAAAAUGGGUCUGAGUAUGAAACCAUAUCUGUUUCUAGGAAGGAGAGGCAUUUUUGAUGGUACCAUUGAAAAUAUGCACCUGCACUGGAAGUACAGAGAGCUGGUGAAGAUUUUUGUGGAACGAAAAAGUUUCCCACAAGUCAAACAUAUUGCAAUUUCUCUUGAGGCAGAGAGUGGUGGUAUUUUAGUAUCAGUUGACAAAACUGCCAAAGGAUAUCUCAUUAUUGUUUAUCGUGGAAAAAAUUAUCUCCCUCCUAGUGCAUUUAGGCCUAAAAAUCUUCUGACAAGAAGGCAAGCAUUGGCUCGUUCUAUUGAGCUUCAGAGACGUGAGGCUUUAAAGCAUCAUGUUGCAGAGUUGCAAGAAAAAAUUGAGAAGCUGAAAUCUGAGCUUGAAGAUAUGAAGAAUGUCAAGGAGAUCGAUGAGGAGACCUUGUACUCAAGGGUGGAUGAUGCAUCCGAUGAUGAUGAAUUGCAAGAAGAUGAAGAUGAAGAUGCAUAUCUUGAGACGUAUAACUGCAGCGGUGAUGUUGGAACUUCUUGACGAGGGUUUGAGAAGGAAAAACUAGAACACAGAACUGCUCCGUGGUGAAAAAAAAGCUCGAUUUUUCAAAUUAACACUUGGAAGGGGUCCGAACUGAAAAGCUCCAAAGGUUUGGUUAACGGGAUUUGAGAUUUGGAUGGACAGUGAUCUCCAGGGUUGCUGCAUGUGGGUGUGUGACCAUUACAAACGUACUUGAUUCAAGUCCCACACCAUUCUUAGGAUGAAAAAUCUUGUGACAAUGAAUAGUUGUGCAUGUGAGCCUGUAGAAUUUUAAGCUCAAGAAUCUCAUGAAUCUAUAAUCUUUCGAUCAAUAAAGCUGUUGAAGUGAAUACUAAUGUAGCUAGUUUACAUGUAUGUAAUAUCCAACACAGUUCCUAAAAGAAACAUAUCAGCUGCAAUCACUUUAGCUUUCUGC